AGGCUUGUAUCAUUGCCACUUGCUUUGAGAGCGAAGAGAGAGUUUCCAGACAGGCACUUGCUAAAACGAACAUACAGUAUCUGAGAGGGAAAGGUAAAAAAAAUCCCCAAAAUAAAUCACUUUGCCAUAUUGUGCUGAAUGCUAAGUAUCCCCCACAGCUGUCUGGACCAGAGAACAUUUCAUAGACUCAUAGAAGAAAUGAGGGGAAUUAUAGAGAGAGUCCCUCAAAGGUGUGAAGAACCCUCCAAAUACUCAUACCUUCAAAUCUAAUCAGAAUCACACUAAAGAAAACAAAAACCAGCAGAAGUAAAAGGGGGGCUUAACUUCCUAACAUCACCUCCAGUGGGGGGGUUGAAGUUUGCUUUUGUGUGGACUGUACCAAACUGAAGGAUUACUUUUUGCCAGCAAAGAGAAAUUUUGAUUGCAUUUAUUUCAAUUUCCCUCACUGUGGGAGGAAAGCUGGGGUGACAAAGAAUAGAGAGCUUCUUAUGAAGUUUUUCUGUAGGUGAGUAAUGUGAAACUAAGUAGCACAGACUUAUCUCUUACCAUGUGGUCUGCUGAGCCACUCUCUAGAAGCUGCAUUUUGGUUCCUGAAACUAGUGCCUUAAACUGAAAGCAAUUUUCUGGGACUUUAAAAAGAUGGUUUAGAAAGGGCCCUUUCCCCCCAUGUACUUUACCAUCACUGUUCUGUUUCUGAGUGUCCUGCAAGAGUAUUACCAGCUGGUUCUUGUUCUAGCUGUGCAGACAUGCUCACAGAGAAGGGAGAGGUCCAUGUGGCUCUUUGCAAAGGGCAGGGAGGGACGCCUGCUGACCAGCCAAUGAGAGAGUGGCACAACAGCUGGCAAGUUGUGGCUAUGGCAGCGGAAGCAGGAUUUAUCUUGAGUGAUGUUCAUCCCUUCAACUUAGAGGAUGUUCAUGGAUAUAAGUGCACUGGCUACAGUUACUUUACCAGAUGGUGCAUUUGUGUGUGUGUGCAUUGCCAGGAGUCAGGAUAAAUCCUUCCCUGUAGAAGGUGCAUUAAACCACAUCUUCACUUGGGGCUUGCCAUUUCCACAUCCCAGGCCUGUGAUCUGCCAAACUGAACUGGAGGGCAAGAGGGUUUCCUUCCAGGUUCCAGAAAUAUUUGUGGAUAAAAUUAACAGGCGUUUCCUAGAUACCAAUUCAGAUCAUCCUGUAAGAACUAUAAAUGAAAAGCUCAUUGCUCAACUCAGUCAAACCUUCCCAUUACAAAGGGUUGACCACUCCCUGUCUCUCCUGCACCAAGGCUGCCUCAGUGCUGUUCCUCAGUCAAACGGCUUUUGGAUCAUUCCCAACACAGAGGAAAAUCCAAACUCUGAUCCUAUAGGUAAGGGAACAGCAAGAGGUAUCUUAUUUCCUGGCGUUCGUUUCUGCAGGGACAUAGACCAAGAUGACAGAAUGAAGACUCAGGAAGGAGACCCGCUCUCAGAACAUUAUCUUAGAUCUUCCCUUCUGGUUCAUGUUCAGGAUGUGAUACGAAGGCUGAGCUUUCUCCCUGGGACUCUGCAUGUUCUCAGUGGGCCUGUCUUUAGGAAGUGUCUGAUCUCUCCACGCACACUGCCUGUUUUUCAUGAGACUCUUUUUAUGUGUGCAGUUGAUAAGGGUACAGAGGGCAGCUGUAUCCAGAUGCUUAUGGAUAAUAUUAAGAACACUUUAAGUUCUCUGCUCCCAUCUCUUUCAUGUUUUACAUUGAACUCCACAGUGGAAGAACCAAAAAGCUCUGAAACAAUUGAGCUAAAUGAUUCAGUCAGGCCUGACCCUCACCUUGAUAAAACUCAAUAUUUCAUCUGUGUGAAAACUAACACUUCAGACUCCAAAGCCAGUGUCUCUUGCAUAGGAGCCAUAUCAGCAGCUCCCUGUGGGCCAAUAAGCUGUGAACUGGGCAUUGUGUGUGCAUCAGUGAAUCUUGACCUGGUAGCCAUGCAAAUUUGUGGAAUUUCUGACUGGCGAAUGCUAUGGACUGUAGAUGAGCGUUUUCUGAAUCAGUUUAUUGGAGGAGAGUUAGGACCUUUCAAGAGCUUUUCACUCUAUCCACCUUCCUAUGUGCACGAUGUCAGCUUCUGGGUUCCUGAGUGUGAACAGUUUGACGAAGUGGCAUUUCACACUAUUGCCAGGUGUGUGUCACAGGAAACUGUUGUGUCCAUUCAACUCCUUGACAGAUUUCAGCAUCCACAAACUGGACAAAUCAGCCUCUGCUACAGACUAACCUUCCAGUCCUGUGACAAGGCUCUUACUCACCAGCAGGUGGCAGAGAUGCAGAUGCAGUUUAGAAAGGAGAUACAGCAAUGUUUGCAGGUAACUCUUAGGUAAAUCAUUGUAUGCUAUUUUUGGACCUUCAUCAAUAGCACCACUUUGCUGUGAGAAGCCUGGACUUCAUGUUGUAUGGUCCCUUAACACUGUGUGUUACUAUUAUGUUUAGCUAAAUUCUGCUCCUUAUAAAGGCUGUGCAGAUUAAUUUUAAAUGUUACAUAUCUGUCUUUAAUUUUGCUCUCAAAAAUAAAUUCCAACUACCUUCCCCUUGUC
Chelonoidis abingdonii (Abingdon island giant tortoise) is the source of this 2541-nucleotide messenger RNA. Lineage: Eukaryota; Metazoa; Chordata; Testudines; Testudinidae. The record is from RefSeq and is a predicted model, not a curated record.